AUUUUCACCCCGCCAACGCAGACAUUUUUCUUUCUUAAUCUUUUCACAUCUUUAAUGCAGAGCUGUUGGGAAAACAUUUUUAAUGCAGGUUUUGCGAUUCUGUACAUUUUUCUGACAGUGCCGUAUGUACUACCAUGGAGAACUCAAGGCCCCUUGGCAGAAUUUCUUUCCUGGUGUCACUUAAUUGGGGCUGUUAGUCCUUGGAUCGGAUCCUUCCUUUAUCAUGUCUUCAUGAAUGUGAAUUACGGAGAGGAUGUCUACAGAAACUUGCUGAAGAUCGACAUGCUCGGCAUUUGGCUCUGUCAAAGUUUUGGAGCUUUGCCGAUGAUAGCAGCAUCGGUUCACUGCUCAUCAGGUUUUCUUCAGUACUGUUGCACCUCAACCUACUGCAUUUUUAGUCUGUGGGGUCUUUGGAAACUGCAAAAUCUUUUCUGUUUCGACAAGGCAAUGAUAGCCAAGUCUCCAUGGCAAAGGCGUCUCUGCUUUCUUCCUGCAUUUGGGAUGAGGAUGUUGGUUUUGGGUUUAAGGUGUUUUGGUAUCGGUGGUGGAAAUCCUAAUGCAAUGCAGCACGUCAUUUUACAAGACCUCGUGGCAGCCGUCGGUGCGAUAAUUGGAGCUCUUCGCAUUCCGGAAAAGUGGAUGCCAGGCAGUUUGGACCUGCUGUUCAAUUCCCACAACAUAAUGCACGUCAUGGUUGUCCUGGCAGUGUGCUCCAUGCACGAAGCGACCAUACAAGAUCUAAAGUGGAUGGCGGAGUCAUCCUCGUGCACGGGUCUCGAUUUGGCCUCUUCCAUUCACGAGGAACUGUGAUCUAGUUGCGAAGAGGCUCUUCGCUGUAAUCUGUGAUUUUUCAAUAGUACCGCUUAGCCUCCUACGACGACGUACCUCUCGCAGUAAUUGUUUGAAAAGCCAGAAAACUAAUCCAGAAAACAGUCUGUAGUUUCAUAACUCUUUACUAGAAAACUGUAUAGUUCGUGGACGGAAGUCCAACCUUAAUAGAAAAAUUUGAACAAAAGUAGAGAUUGGAACAAAUCGGCGAGAGUUACUCGAGAGAGGAUCAAGCUUCAAGAUAAUAAGAUUAGCAAUAGUAUCUAAGUUUGAAAACAUAAGUUUGAAAAUAAUCUAUUUGAAGAUUCUACCUUUGAAAAUAAGACGUUUGAAGAUUAUACGUGUGAAAAUAAUAAGUUUGAUACAUAUCAGGGUUAUCGAGUAUUGAGAGAAUAUUUUCAGAUGAAGACGACUUUACAUCAACGUUGAAAGAUUUUGAAAUAGGACCAUGAUUUUAAAGAGAGAGAGAGAGAGAGAGCGAGAAAUGUUCUUAGCACGUCAAAAAUAAGUUUAUUUUAUGCUUACACACACGUGUUUACCCAAAUAUUGUACAAGGUGAAGGUCCGAAGUUGUUUCGGUUGAUUAAGCAGUCAAUCCUAUGGUUUAACAUACCGAAACACACUAUUGGAUAAAUAAAAUUAUUUGAAAAUAUUGAAACUA
This is a messenger RNA of Belonocnema kinseyi, 1488 nucleotides long. RefSeq names its product progestin and adipoQ receptor family member 4. Gene Ontology annotation, cellular component: membrane. The record is from RefSeq and is a predicted model, not a curated record. Gene Ontology annotation, molecular function: signaling receptor activity. NCBI's taxonomy places the organism in Eukaryota, Metazoa, Arthropoda, Insecta, Hymenoptera, Cynipidae. The transcript is spliced from 6 exons. The coding region runs from base 55 to 810 and encodes 251 amino acids.